This is a messenger RNA of Notodromas monacha, 4645 nucleotides long. The record is from the annotation of a GenBank genome assembly. Lineage: Eukaryota; Metazoa; Arthropoda; Ostracoda; Podocopida; Cyprididae.
AAAACAUGGUUUUUUAGAUUAAUUUUUUUAUCUACUAUAAUUAUUUUGAAUUGUUGUAGUGCACAUCCGUGCGUGGACUUCUUGCCGGAGCUCACAUAUGAGCUGCCAAAUUUACGCUGCCCCCCUCCCCCUGCCUCACUCCCCAUGCAGCUUCAGUCCCUCUCUUGUGCAUAUGCUUCAGCAACUUCAGAGCCUGGCUGUUUUGGGAUGAAACGGUGUAGGACUCGCACUGCACUCAUUGCUCUAUUAAAAUGCAGAAAUUUGUAUACUUGAAAAAACAGGAAGAAAUUUCCACAGUUCAUGCCUGAACCCAAAUAAAUACAAUAUAAGAAUCCUUUAAUAGCAAAUUUAAUUCAGACAAUUUCUCAUUGCAUGUACUCAACUUUUAUAAUCAGAGUAAUGAAAAGAGAACCUUCAGUAAAGCCAUAAGAUUUAGUAAAAUGAAUAUAAAUUAUAGUUGUAGAUAGUACUUCUCCCACUACACUGUUUAUACCUAUUCAAACAGGCCUUCUGAAGUCUCUCAUGAUUUUUCUUUAAGGAGAGAGUGAUUGGUUCAGGGAGUGAGGCAGGGGGAAGGGGGAGCAGGGUAAAUUCCUAAGCACACAUCCCCAGCUCCGGCGAGAAGUCCGUCCACGCUGCGCGCAGGUGAGUGGCAUGGACUUCAAAAGGGUCCCAUAACGAGUAUACUACUGCGCGAGUCAAGGGCCUUCUGGGAAGACCAAAGCCCCGCAGAAUUCCUGCUUGUUGUAGUUCUUGAUGUAGUGAUUGGUCAGGGACGGGCCACAUGAUUUUGAGUUAUGAAUUUUCUUAAGCUGUACUAAAUUUUCUCACUUUGAACGUUGUGUGCUCAGCAGUGGAUGAGACCGCGUACAUUUUCUGAGCUACGCCUUCCCGCCCAAAAAUGUCGUCGAUUGGGCGAAUUGUCCGAUGGAAGCCUACCUAUAUGAGGGUUGCGUCCAUGCGGAGAUGAGGGUUGUCUCAAAGGAUGUAGAUGAUGUCGCUCUUGGGGUCAAUUGGGCUUCUGCUGCUCAUGGCACGGAUGUGUCUGCAUCAUUAGUUGACGCGUUUCGUGGAUUAGGAGGCGAUCACCGCUCUGCCACAAUUCAGGAUGAGCUCAAAAACAAUGAGGGUGAUGCUUUGGAACUGCGGCCGUAAGAGGAGGAGAAAGGGAGCUGGAUUAAGGAGGAUGGCGGGGCCACUCCGUCAAUUCGGUUUCUGCAAUGGACGAACAUUGGUACAAAUUAUUGAGGACCGCUGCUAUGGUUGGCGCAUUCCACCUUGUUCUCUAUAGACCGCAUAUAUACUUGAGUGCUGAUCACAAAUUUUAUUCCUGCAUGGACAUAGCUCAAACUAUUGUAGUGAAUUUAGAAUUACAUGCAUGUACUGUAUGAGGCAAUGUAUAUAUCAUUUUUAUAAUAUACAAAAUUACGGUUAAGCAUCAAUAAAUAGCAUUGCAUUACUAUCACCAUGCAGAAAUCCAUGGAUUUCCUUCAUGACUGCUUAUAUGCAGCAUUAUGAACAAACAAUACUGUAUAUUCAAAUUUAUCAAAUAUACCAGGAAUAUCUACCUUAUUCCACUUAUGCUUUGCUACCGGUGUUCAUAUUGGCAACGGAGUAGCUGUGAGAAGAGAGAUUGGGGAGCAAGAGAAGGAAAAAAUAAAUACCAUGCUCUACCAUACUGCAUCGCGCGGGAAUCGCGCCACUUCUUGUCUCGCUCUGGGAUUGGCUAGGGCACAUGUGCAAUGGGACAGACAAGGAGGGAACGAAGGAAGGUUGGUGUGGUACAGUACCUACAGCAUAUGCGUCAGUUGCUGGAAGCUCUGCGGUGCGGCAAGAGGCGGGGAAGCAAUGGUGUAUGAACUGUAUGUGUUAAAGCUGUAUCCUGGGGUAAACUCCCUCCGAGGCACUGAACAAAAUGAUCGCAGAAGACACGCUUCACGUUUUCGGGGUUUUGUCGAAUCGGGACAAUCCCGCGUUGCGCUCGUGGCACGAUGCGGGAAAUAUUCCGAUGGAAACGGAGGAAGUUGAUGACGAAGUGCCAAAUCUGAGUGAGAUUGCAUGCUUGGACGAGCCUUUGAGACAUGAGGAAGUGAAAGAGUCGAGUGCUUCUGGGUCGGAUAUUGUCGAUAAAUCGGACGAACCACUCCUAGAGAGGCGUAACUUGGUUGAAGUUAUUUCAAAUGUAGAGAUAGAAAAUGAUGUGCUUUCGGCAGUGAGUGCCGGGUCGCUGCAAUCCUCUCCAGUCUUCGUCGAGUUCCACGAAGCUUCGAAGUUAUCCUUGCCUGAAGAAGCUUUAGGAAAGCUUCCAACUAAACAACUUCAUUAUUCGAGCUCUUCUCCGAAUUUAAAUUUCCCAUCCGAUGACUGCUCGCUGAAAUCAGAGACGCUUGAAAUCAAGAAGGUGACUUUGGCGGAGUUCGCUGAUGUCCCCAAAUCAGACGAAGAAGCCUUAUUUAUUAAAGGGAUCCCUGAUCUGAAAACGGAAAUUGACGAGCUUAAAGUGGAAAUGGAAGAACCUCAACGAUCAUCCCCGGUUCUAGAUUGUCUAGAAGAAGGGAAUUGUGUGCCUGAGGAAGCAUCAAAAACGCGCCAAGUGAUGGAUUCGGUUCGUUCGAGUUCCCCAGGGUCGAAUCCCAUGCCAGAUGGCUCCUUGCUGGAAUCGGAGUCACUGCAUAUUAAAGAUAUGACUUCUUCGGGGUCGGAUGUCAACAAAACCUUAUCCGGAAAUGGAGGGAUUCCGAGUGUAGAACUGGACAUUUAUGAGCUUUCCGCCGACAGUGCCGAUGCAAGGAAGUCAUCCUUGUCUCAAGGAGCGUUUGACUUGCCCCCAGUGAAAGACCUGGUUCGUUCGAGCUCUUUCACAAUCUCAAACUCUACUUCCGAUGGCUGCGCCUUGAAAAAGUUCAGCAGCGAUGAACACCUACCAGCAGCGAAAAAAUUCGAUUUCGGAAACGACGGGGAAAUUUUGGAACGGGUGAAUUUGCAGAGUCUGGCUUGUCAAAUAUCCGAAUGCGAACUGAUGUUGCGAAGUUUGGAGCCCUCGAUUAAUGACGCGGAUGCGCGUGCGCGAGUGGAUCGAUGGAAACGAGCCGUAUAUGACGGGAAGUUCCGUUGUACACGGUUAUUGUUGCAACUUUUCCUUGGGAAGGACUUGGAAAGCAAGAAGCGUUCUCCACGACUGAUCGCUCCGACUCCAUUAAAACGCACGUUUGACUCAAUCCGGCCAUUUCACGUGUUGUGUCAAUGGGGGAUUCUUCCGGGGAUCGAGAUCCUGUACGAUGUUGCGGAGAGGUAUUCAAUCCCGACCCAGUGCUCCAAGUUCCACAAGUUGGAUUCCUUUUUUCGUACUCACGUCAUGUCGGAGUUUUGCCUCAAUUUGGACAUUGGGAUGUUGAAAUGCUUGUCCACGGUGCCGAGUGUUUCGGACGGGAAAUUGGACAUUGAUGUAUUUGAUCCAGAAUGCGUCGCGUUUAUCGAAGCGUGGGCGACUUCGCUGCAGUGUCGACAAGUGAGCAAGUUCAACCGCAGAACCUUGACGCAUGAUAUUUUCGCGUCCGAGGGAUUCUUCCACCUCGCUCCGGAUCCGAGGUGGGAAAUGCUUCAGAGCGACCAAGAUUCCGAGGUUUUCGCGGAGAUUGACAAGUAUUACGUGGACAGUGGGCCUUCUUCAGUGUCUUCCGAGCCUCCGCCGGUGUCGCAGAUUUUGUGUCGUGAAGAGAAGUUGGAUAAUAUCGUGGCGGAGCACGUGAGCAGGGCGAUGGAGAAUCUGAACUUGGGAGAUGCCGGCUGGAACCUGGGAACGUUUUUCCACUUGUUCGCUGGUGUGGCCUAUCACAUUUUGUAUUCGUUGUUGAGCGGGAGACCCGUGGUGAUUGCGGGGAUCGAGUCCAGUGAGAGCAAUGUCGUGGAAAGGGUGGUGUGCUGCACAAACUUGCAGAAGCUGGCCAAGGUUGGCCUCCUAAUGUUUGGUUGGUGUAGCGACAACGGCAGCACAUUGACGGCAACACUCAUGGCCAAUCAGAACUGGAUCUUGUGGCGCUCUCAGACCGCCAACCAAUUGGCCAACUUUCUAGGCUCCUUGCUCCUCUCGUCGACUGUCAGCGUGGGUUCCAGCAGAGCUGCAAAGUCUGAUUCCUCAGGACGAAUUUUGGCUGAUGCGGUGGAUCGGGCGCAGGUGUUGGAGCCUGAAAACUGCGUGACCAGGUGUUUGUUGUGUGGACUGCCAACACGGCUGGUGGACUUUUUGGUGGGUGCCGGACUGCGACCCAUGGCCAUUCCCAGCUACAACCACUGGAGCAACAAUGAUGACCAGAACCUGAGUGAAGCUGCCCAGUUCUGCGCCAAGGAGCUGUGCGAGACAAACGUGGUGGACGGACAAUCCUUAAUGGGCUCUGACCACCUGGUGGUCAUCAAAUACGUGCCUGCUAUUGGGGACAGCAAACAAGUUUUGGACGAGUCUGAGACAGAUUUCUUCCAGGGCGGUCGGAGGACUUUUUCCAUGAACAAAAUGUGUGCAAGGACUCUCUGCCAGCCGCCCCCACUCAUCUUGGACCUGGCUGAGUUCUUGACGCAAGUGAAGACUGCCAAGGACAACAUAUUCCGAAGCAUGAACGUGGUGUUGUCAUUGCUGAAGGAAAAUAAAUAA